UUCAGAUAGCCCCACCGAGCCCCCGCAAUGACGUGUGGCGCCCCGCAUUUAGGGAGGGGGGUGAUUCUAUUCUUAACACCCGCCCUGUUCCAGAGACUCUCAGGGGCGUUUGAAUGGAGGAGGGAAGAUCAGCACCGUCUGAACCGAGCAGCACAGACGCGGAGACACGCUAAACGCUGCUUUAUCUGAGUAGCACAGACAGAGACGGAAGCUCAACACUGUGUGAAAGACCUUCUUCAGUGUGACGGCCGGUAUCUGGAAUACGGCGGCAGGAUUUUGCACGCUUGGUAGUUUUUACUGAGCUCUUUUUGCACUUUGAGGACCAUUUACACUCGCUACUGGGAGAUUUUUUUUUUUCCUUUUGAUAUCUUCCUUUGGUUGAGGUAAAAUACAACGGAGAGGGACCGAGUCAGAGAGGGAGCGUUGGCUGGUUUGACCCCUUUUCACAGACCCGUGACGCACCGCCCAGGUCUGACCUGGUAGCGCGACGCUUCAUUUCAACGCAAUGACCUCAAAACUGGUGAACCAGCUGGCAAAGGUGUACGACCCCAACCCGGCGGCAGGUGGGGGGAAGGCUGGGAGGGCGGCGGCCGAGACCGACGAUCACUCCGCCCACUCCGUCCGCCUCAUCCAGGUGCGCAUCGAGUCCCUGAGCGACAAGAUGGACAAGCUGAUCCACAUCCAGGAGAAGGUCCUGCACCGGCUGGACAGCAUGUCUCAGGACAUCGGCGACAUCGAGCACGACGUGGAGACGCUGAAGGUGGACAAGGAGGAGGUUCACCUGCAGGCGCCCACGCAGUUCCAGCUGCAGCAGGCCAGGGGAUCCAGCCAGAUGAGGGAGAUCUGCCAGGAGAUGACCUCCAUCAUCUCCGUGGUGAACGAGAGGUCGGAGCAGCAGGCCAGGAAGCUGGAGGGCAUGGAGAAGCUAGUGCUCGGCAUCCAGGAGGUUAUCGGUUUCAUCGGGGAGACGGUGAAGGGCUCCCGGCUCAUGGAGCUGCUUUUCAAAGACCCCGCUUCACGCAAGGAGAGAGCCAAAGAGGCCAGGGGCCGACAGACUGCCAAGAAGCAGGUGUCUGCCGAAAGGGGAGAGCCGCCGGCCGGCAAGAGAGCAGAGAAGAAAACUACCUCUACUAAAGCCACUAAAGGGAAGACAGAGACCUCUCCCGUAUGUGUCUCCAGCCCCCCGGAGACUGUUUCCAAGGCGACACUUCACGGACCAAAGCGCUUCCUUGCGACUCAUAGAUACGGAUUCCUGAAAGAGCACAAAGGGAAGGAGACGAAGGAGAGGCCACGCCUGAGCCUGAAGGGCCUGAAGUCUCAGAAGAAGAAGAAGCCUCCAGACUCCCCAGACACCGUCUCUCUGAGGAAGCAGGCGCUGCUCCUGGCAGAGGUUCAGAAGCUCAAUGAGGAGAACGCAGCAAGGUCAGGCCAUGCACAAACAGCCAAACCCCAGGACCUGGAGACCGGGGGAUGGGAGGACACCCCUGCUGGACAGGGGGGUGUGGACCUUCUGAGCUUCAUCCUGGAGGGACCCUCUGCGUCCGCGCCCGAGCAGGAGCAAGAGAUGGAGCAGCUGAAGCAGGAGGAGGAGGAGGUGGUCACCGAGUACGAGACCGAGGAAGAGGAGACCAUGCAGGAGGAAGGGGCGGAACCACAGGAGAGAGAGAAAAAGGAGCCUAAAGAGGAGGAGAGAAGCCCAGAUGUGACCUCAGCUGUGAGCGAAGGAGUGUGUGUCAAACCGGAGGCAGUGGAGCCUCCUCCUGCCAGCUCCUGUGACACGCCCAGUGAUGUCCAAGCUCCUGUGCUGGAGAGGCACGAGGAGAGCCAAUCAGCACCUUUGAAGGCGGAGCCAGAGCAGUCAGGCGAGGUCACCGCCAGCAGCAAGCGGAGGGUGGCGGAGGAAGACCUGCAGCAGGAGGAGCACAAGAGGAGCUGCACUGUGGAGGAGAAGGAGAAGGAGGCAGAGGAGGAGAGGCAGGCAGAGGGAGAGGAGAAGCAGGGGGAGGAGGAGAGGAAGGGGGCCGAGGCCCAGGCCCAGGAUGCCGGAGAGAAGAAGGAGGAAGAGGAAGAGGAGGAUGACAGAGAGGGACUGGAGAUGGAUCUGGAGGAGCUGAGGAAGGCGUGGCUGAAGAAGAGGGCGGAGCUAGAAGGAGUGGAGACAAAGAGGGAAGAGGAGUACAAGAUCGAUUGCAGCCCUCCCCCCUCCGCCCCUUUUAAACACCGCAUUGUUUCCGCCAAACCGAACCAGAUCAACAACUUCUACACCAUCAACCGGCAGGAGGUCCUGGGAGGAGGUCGUUUUGGCCAGGUUCACAGAUGCAUCGAAAAUUCAUCCGGACUCACCCUGGCAGCCAAAAUCAUCAAGGCGAGGGCUCCCAAGGAGAAGGAGGUGGUGAAGAACGAGAUCCAGGUGAUGAACCAGCUGGAUCACGCAAACCUGAUUCAGCUCUACGCUGCCUACGAAUCCAGGAACGACAUCAUCCUCGUCCUGGAGUACGUGGACGGAGGGGAGCUCUUCGACAGGAUCAUCGAUGAGAACUACACGCUGACCGAGCUGGACGGAAUCCUCUUCAUCCAGCAGAUCUGUGAGGGUCUGCAGCACAUGCACAAGAUGUCCAUCGUGCACCUGGACCUGAAGCCGGAGAACAUUAUGUGCGUGAGCAGACUCACCCACCACAUCAAGAUCAUCGACUUCGGCCUCGCCAGGAAGUACAAACCAAAGGAGAAGCUGAGAGUGAACUUCGGCACACCGGAGUUUCUAGCUCCUGAGGUGGUCAACUAUGAAUUUGUCUCGUACCGGACAGACAUGUGGAGUUUGGGAGUCAUUACAUAUAUGCUUCUCAGCAGUCUGUCACCGUUCCUCGGCGAUGACAACAAUGAGACGAUGAACAACAUCUUGGCCUGCCAGUGGAACUUCGAGGAGGAAGAGUUCACCGACAUCUCUGAGGAGGCCAAGGACUUCAUCUCCAAACUGCUCAUCCCUAAUAAGAGUUGGAGGUUAAAUGCUGACGAAGCCCUUAGGCAUGCCUGGCUGUCGGACCCAGAUCUUCACUACCACCUCCAUGUAAAGAAGAACAUGUGUCGCUCACGGCGAUCGUCCUGCGUUCCUGUCCCUGACAGUUAAAAAAGUUUGGGGUAUCUGUUGUCGGGCACCCUCGAGCGCUGGGUGCUUCAAUGACACGAGGCCUCGCCCACCUGGACCAACACCGCUGUACCUGUACGCUUUCUGGAAGUUUCUCUCUGCAUCUCAUAUGUAUAUCAGCACAGCGACCUUAGUAUCUGCCGUUCUAGAACCAUCUGUAAGCCACGGAAUGCUAGUACCUCAACAGAACCCUUCCCCCACCCUGCAUUCUAGAACCAAUGCAAGCCACAGAAUGCUAGUACCUCAGGAGAAUUCUGCUCUCACCCCUGUUCUAGAACCAUCUAUAAGCUACAGAAUGCUAGUACCUUACCAUAACAUAGCGCCAGUGACAUGCUUCCCCAAGGGCCAUCUG
Megalops cyprinoides (Indo-Pacific tarpon) is the source of this 3494-nucleotide messenger RNA. Its product is annotated as myosin light chain kinase 2, skeletal/cardiac muscle-like. The transcript is spliced from 15 exons. Gene Ontology annotation, cellular component: nucleus; cytoplasm. Gene Ontology annotation, molecular function: ATP binding; protein serine/threonine kinase activity. The coding region runs from base 506 to 3124 and encodes 872 amino acids. Gene Ontology annotation, biological process: intracellular signal transduction; positive regulation of apoptotic process; protein phosphorylation. NCBI's taxonomy places the organism in Eukaryota, Metazoa, Chordata, Actinopteri, Elopiformes, Megalopidae. The record is from RefSeq and is a predicted model, not a curated record.